GAGGUUAACAUGGUAUACAUACAUCGUUUGUUUACGUUUUGCCGGUGUGUUAAAUACGUCUAUUUAUUUAAACAGUCAAUUAAAUAAUACUAAUAAUAGUUAAUAAAUAACAAUAAUAAAAAAUUCAUUGCUUGAAGCAAAAGUUAAAAAGUUCAUUACUCUUCCGUGCAAAUAAAAAAAAUGACUAUGUCCGACGACGAAGAUCUGGUGUACGUCCGAAAAUCCAAGACAGUCCACUAUGGAUCCCUGGAAGACAGCGAGCGCGCGCGCCUGGCAGCAGAAGCAUCAGAGGACACAAAAGACCCCCCAGAGCCCGGUUCAACAGUCCCAUCAUCAGCGUCAGCUCUCCAAGGAAACGUCCACGUGUCGAACGAGUACCUAGAACUAGAAGAUGAAAUGUCAAAGGACAAGCAAGCCUUGCUCGAAGAAUUCGAGCGUCGCAAAAAAGCAAGACAGAUAAACGUAUCAACAGACGAUUCCGAGGUACGUAGAACCCUUCGAGUCCUAGGUGAGCCGAUCUGUCUCUUCGGCGAGGGUCCAGCGGACCGUCGUGCUCGACUACGAGAGUUGCUAGCCAGCCGCGGGGAAGAUGUCAUAAAAAAGAAGCACGACGACGAUGAUAAACCCGUCCGACCCCUAGAACGCGAGAUGGAGACCACCUGGUACCAUGAAGGUCCAGAGUCUUUGCAGAUAGCUCGCGCUUGGAUCGCUGAGUACUCUUUAAGACGAGCGGGAGCGAGAUUGCAGCGUGCGAGGGAAGAUUUAGCGCUUCCAGGUGCCACCAGAACCGCGCACCAACAGGAACUCCUCAGGAAGCUCCAGAGUUUGUCGACCUACUGCUCCCAGGUCGGAGACACGCGUCCCAUAUCUUCCUGCCAGUUCAGUCCGGACUCUAAAAUUCUUGCCACGUCUUCCUGGUCUGGAACCUGCAAGCUCUGGUCAGUUCCUGACUGCGGACUCCUGAGGACGCUCAAUGGACACACCAGGUUGGCUGGGUGCAUAGUUUUCCACCCUAAAGCUACCAUCUCCGAGGAAGUCGUCGGCCCGACUGCUGGUUCGACCUGCGUCCUGGCCAGUUGCGACGCCGACGGCAAGGUCAACCUCUGGGCAGGUGGCUCGGGGGACAAGCCUCUAGCCGACCUGGAGGGUCACGACAAACGCGUCUCCAGGAUCGCGUUUCAUCCCUCCGGAAGGUUCCUGGGCACUUGCUGCCACGACGCUUCCUGGAGGCUCUGGGACCUGGAGCAGCAGGAGGAAGUUCUUCACCAGGAAGGCCACGCAAAAGCUGUCCACUGCAUCAGCUUUCAGGUUGACGGGAGUGUUGCUGCUACUGGGGGCCACGACGCUUUUGGGCGUGUCUGGGAUUUGAGGACCGGAAGGUGUAUCAUGUUCAUGGACGGACACUCCAAGAGUAUCUUCGGGAUUGAUUUUUCUCCAAACGGGUUUCAAAUUGUCACUGCCAGUGAUGAUAACACUUGCAAAAUUUGGGACUUGAGGAAACGGACUUGCUUGUACUCGAUUCCGGCUCACACUAAUCUCCUUUCGGAUGUUAAGUUUCAGAAAGGCGAUGGACAUUAUUUAGUGACUGCUUCUUAUGACAACACUGCCAAGAUCUGGUCGAAUAAAACUUGGCAGCCGCUGAAGACUCUUCAAGGGCAUGAUGGUAAAGUUAUGGCGGUUGAUGUCUCCGCGGAUCAGAAGUAUAUUGCUACUAGCUCUUAUGAUCGAACGUUUAAACUCUGGGCUCCUGAGAAUUUGUAAAGUUAAUUUAUGGGAAGAGGUUGGUGGAUGUAAGUCAGCGAGCCGCUUUCGGUGAAGUCUUGGACUGUGUGUCCGGUUCCUUGGAGGAUCCAUUUUGUUGUUAGAAGACCGUCGACACCUACUGGUCCUCGCGCGUGGAUUCGAGAGGUUGAUAUUCCCACCUAGAAAAAAAAUUUAUUUUAAUUAAGUUUUUUUAUUGAUUGUUUUUUGUUUAUUUAGUUUUUGAUCCUGAUGUUUGAAUGUUGGUGAAUGUUGAAAGAAGAAUUUUGUUAAUUGUAAUGAAGAAAAAAAUAAUAUUGUUUUUUAGUA
Messenger RNA from Cotesia glomerata, 2070 nucleotides. It is a transcript of the gene U4-U6-60K, whose product is annotated as U4/U6 small nuclear ribonucleoprotein Prp4. The record is from RefSeq and is a predicted model, not a curated record. Lineage: Eukaryota; Metazoa; Arthropoda; Insecta; Hymenoptera; Braconidae. Gene Ontology annotation, cellular component: U4/U6 x U5 tri-snRNP complex. Gene Ontology annotation, molecular function: U6 snRNA binding; protein binding; U4 snRNA binding. Gene Ontology annotation, biological process: mRNA splicing, via spliceosome. The transcript has 3 exons. Bases 181 to 1761 code for a protein of 526 amino acids.